AUGUCCCUAGAAAAUUCUACAAAUUCGAACGAUAUUCAGUACAAGGUACGUCGACUCUGGUGUUCUCUGUUACAUCUAGACAGUGUUCCUACUGACGAUUCUAUAACGUGGUUCGCGUUGGGUGGUUCAUCUUUGACCUUGAUGGAACUUUUCAGUCGCUAUCAAUUCGACUUGAGUCCGCAUCGACAGCUCAAUCGAUCGGACUUUUUGACACAACCAACUAUUAUUCAACAUGUUCGUUUACUCACGACAAACAACGCAGCAUUAAAUCAUGCAGAUCAAAGCAAAGUUAAUAAUUCUGCUUCACAAAUCGUGUUUAUCGUAACGCCUGGCUCAUCCCUUUCUCUUCAACGUCUUAAUUGUGCAUUGACACUCCUCAUCCGCAAACAUCCAACAUUGCGUAUCCGGCUACAUCAAUCUGAUGUAUCGUUUGACGAUAUGGAUAAUGUCUCCUUUGUGCAAAUUAGUAAAGUUGAGAGUGAAAACGAAGAAAUGUUGCAAACUCAUUUUAAUCUUAUCUGCGAUCGAGUGUUUCAAUGUCAUGCGAUUCGAAGAACCAAUGGAGAAGAUGAAGAUCUUCUCACUGGUGGAGAUAUGCUGCUACUCAAUUUUCAUUAUGCCAUCUUCGAUUAUUUCAUCGAAUCUAUUUUUCUGGCCGAUUUUAAAGAGGCUUAUUCAACUCUCACACUCGACAUGAAUGACAAUCACACACCGAUCUAUAUUGACUAUACAUUGUAUGAACGAGAUGAUAGAGAUGACAGUAUGUUAUCAGAAUCAGAUCUUGGACAUCAGUUACAAUUACCCUACGAUCAUUGCCCAUUAACAUCAGCUCGUACGGGUCGUGCGUCAACAGUGAAUCUGGAACUAGAUGGAGGCGAGUCACUCGCUAAUUUUGCUUGUCAACUACAAACUACCCUAUCUCAAGUGUACUUGUCUGCCUAUUAUGUUUUCCUCUAUAAAUUGACACAAUGCCAAGAUCUCACCAUCGACAGCUACGUGAAUGAUGGAAGUCAAUACGAAACCGCGUGUACAACCAUCAUGAUUGAAUCUGAAAAACCGUUCAUCCAUCUUAUAGAACAUAUCAAGACGAUGGCUAAGAAUAUGAAAUCAUUGCCGUACAUGACAAAUGGAUUUCGAUUUCAGACUAUCACAAGUAAGAUAGAAUUGGGCGACAAAUAUGAACUUACUCGUUGUAUUCGUCCACCCAAUACGACUAAAUACGAUUUAUGUUUAUCAAUCGUAAUGAAUGAACGCGAACAGAUGACUGGUUCCUUUGUGUACGCUCGUGACUUGUUCGAUGAGUCUACAAUUAUUACUAUGGCUCGUAGAUUUGAAUCUCUUCUUGGUCAGCUGUUGUGCAGCUCACUGACGAGUUCAAUCUUUGAAUUUUCAUUACUCCUUCCAAAUGAAACUCAAAUAUUACAUCAACUAGCAAACAGCAGCGAGCAGGUGUCUCUUCAUAAAAAUCUACUGCCUAUCCACCAACGGUUUGCAUAUCAAACCGAGGAACAUCCACAGAAACUAGCAGUGGUUUUCGACGAUCAAUCGUUAACUUAUGCUGAACUGUUACAUUCAUCACAAUUGCUGGCUCAUCAUCUCAAGGAAAACUGUCACGUACAGCCAGGCGACAUCAUUGCUCAAUGUGUCGAGCGCUCCAUCGAAAUGGUUAUCGGUAUAUUGUCGAUUCUAAUGAGCGGUGCUUCAUAUUGUCCUCUAUCUCCGGAUCAACCAUCAGCACGACUUCAAUCAAUGAUCGAACAGGUACGAGCAAAGUGUGUCCUUUGUCACAAUCGAACAUGCAAAUUUAUCUCAUCAAAUAAUAUUAACAUCGAUCAAAUACUCACGUUGCUGACCUCAACAGGCUGGAUUGAUAAUGAUGAUGAUACCAAUGUCUACAUCAAUUCGAUUGCUUACGUAAUUUUUACCAGUGGCUCGACUGGUACACCAAAAGCGGUUCCCAUCAGCCACCAGAAUUUUGCCGCUUGUGUUGAUGCACUCGCUUACUCGGCGAUUAUGGCUCGUAACGAUACUGUUCUACAAAUAACACCACCUACAUUCGACAUUCACAUACAGGAAAUCUUAGGUACACUCUGGCUAGGCGGAUCUAUUUGUCUUCUUCGACCUACCGGAAAUCUUGACAUGAACUAUUUGACAUCGACCGUACAACGACAUGAAAUAAGUUUUGCUGUUACUGUACCCACGCUUCUUGCUAUACUUGCUCAACAUGUACACGACUGUCCUGAUCGACGUCAAACAUUGUUCAGUUUGAAGCGUCUCUGCUCUAUAGGUGAAUUACUUCGGCCUCAAACAGCAACCCAACUCUACAACUGUUUAAACUCGACUGCACUUAUCUAUCAUCUCUAUGGUCCUACGGAAUGCAUCUUCGCAGCUACUUUUCAUCUAAUUACGAAGGACGAUCUUGAGCAAAAUUCUUUACCGAUCGGUCGGCCACUUGCUGGUUACACAUGUCAUGUUCUUGAUAGAUAUUUUCAGCCUGUUCUCUGCGACAAACAGGUCGGUCAGCUCUUCAUUGGUGGUCAGGCUGUCUUUCGCGGGUACCUCAAUCGAGCAGAUUUGACACAUGAAGCGCUGGUGUCCUUGCCACAAGAACAAGGCGUACUCUAUAGAACAGGAGAUCUCGUGCGCGUCGAUACCAGAACAGGUCGCUUGUAUUUUAGUGGGCGAACUGAUUUUCAAGUCAAAUUGAGAGGACAACGCAUCGAAUUAGGCGAAAUUGAAGCAACUAUUAUGCGGUUUACACCGGAAAUCAGCAAUUGUGUUGUUAUAAAACGAGAGCACGACAAUUUAGAACAUCUCGUUGCCUAUGUUCAAACAAAAGUUUCCAUGAACAUCAGUCUGUUACGUGAGACAUGUCGAGAACGUCUGCCAUUGUAUAUGGUGCCAUCGUUAUUUAUUCUGAUCGACCAUUUUCCACUAAAUCCGAAUGGCAAAUUGGAUCGCAAAGCACUCCCACCUCCUGAUUUUUCACUCCUUCUCUCGUUUAACUCGAAUGCACUAGACGAACAGCAUCAUACCGACAUAGAACAACAAAUUUCAUCGAUUUGGUCUCAAGUGUUGCAUCUCGAAUCGAUUUCUUCUACAAGCGUUAGUUUCUUCGCGUUAGGUGGUAAUUCGCUUCUUCUCAUGAAACUUCAACAUGUCUAUCAAACCGAAUUUCAUCAAACAGUCGAUAUCAGUAAGUUAUUUCGUCAUGCAACUAUUCACGAUCAUGCUCAAUUACUCGAAGACCAUCAGAUGAUUAUAGAGCCACACUGGCAUUCUUUUAAUAUUACCAGAGGACCUGCAUCUUUCGCUCAAACUCGCCUAUACUUGGAUGAGCGUGUCCGUUUUAGCAGUGUGACUAAUGCAGUCGCUACUUACCAUAUUCCUCUGGUCUAUGAAAUUAUCCAGACAUCUGUCUCAUUGGAGAGAUUAAAUCGGGCCUUAUUAGCAGUAAUUCAAAAACACAAGGCACUUCGAACCUGUCUAACAUUUGAUGAGAAUGCUGGUGUAUUGCAGCAAGAGGUUUUGGACCAAGUACAAGUAGAAGUCAUCUUGACACUAGCUGAGACAGAUGUAGAUGUAAAAAAGAUUAUAUAUGAUGAAGAAACGAACUCUCGUUUGUUCGAUCUGAGUAAAGCACGAGUAUUUCGAUGUCAUGCUAUUCGACGAUUGUCGACUAUCGAUAAUGAUCUUCUUCAGCCAUCCGAUCUACUGGUUUUCAAUUUUCACCAUGCAGCAUUCGACGGUGGUUCAAUUGACGUGUUCUUUCAAGAUCUGAAGAAAGUCUACUCAACCGAUCAAUCUCUGUCAUCUUCUAGGUUAGAUUAUAUUGAUUAUGCGAUACAUGAAAAAGAAAGAAAUAUGGACGAGGCAAAAGCCUUUUGGAAACAACAAUUAGAUGGUUUCUCAAAUUAUUAUCUUCAGCUGCCGUAUGAUUGCCCACGAACCGAUAAAAGUCUCUCAGGUCGUGGUAUAACAAUCACCCUACAGUUAUCCAACGACGUAGUCGAUAGUAUGCUUGAACUUAUGAAAACACACGAGACGACUCUUUUCCAGUUGGGACUAGCCGCAUUCUACACGUUUUUAUCCAAACUUACUCAAGAAGACGAUCUUUGUGUGCUCACAGUGAUUGCAAAUCGAACACGAGCGGAACUUGAAAACCUUAUCGGUGUGUUUGUCAACACGUUACCAUAUCGACUCAUCAUUGAUCCAUAUUCCAGUUUCACUUUAUUAAUGCAACGUGUCAAAGACCUCGCUCUACUUACACUUCCACAUACUCAUCUUCCCUUUCAAGAGAUUGCGACAAACACAAACAUUGCGUCGCUGCAGACACUUUUUGAUGUCGAAACUAUACGGGAUGGUGAAGUUGGUCUCGAUUCUCAGACAUUUUUACGUCCAUUCAUUGGCAGCACCACUGAUCCAUACAGUGUGGCUAAGUUUGAUCUGACGUGUACACUUUAUUAUAACGUUCGCAAAAAAUCGUUGACUCUUUCUCUCAACGGUCCAAGUGAUCUCUUUGAAAUUAGUACAAUUGAGUUAAUGGCUCAUCGAUAUGCAUGUCUUCUCGAGCAACUGUUACUAUCAUCAGCCACCAAAUCAAUUUCUGAAUAUUCACUACUUCUUCCUCAUGAAACGCAACUCAUUGAUGGGUUAGACAGCCGCAAUCAGCUUCUUCUUCCUUCGACUCUUCUGCCGAUCCACGAACAAUUUGCAUGUCGAGUUGUGCAACAUCCACAGAAGUUGGCAGUGAUUCUGGAUGAUCAAUCACUGACCUAUGCUGAGUUAUUCCAUUCGUCACAGCUUCUGGCUCGUCAUCUCAUCGACCACUGUCAAGUAGAACGAGGCGAUAUCGUUGGUCAAUGUGUUGAGCGGUCGAUUGAAAUGGCCAUUGGUAUCAUGGCAAUUCUGUUUAGUGGUGCUUCGUACCUUCCACUCUCACCUCAUGAACCAUUCGAACGACUGCAGUUGUUGACUGAUCUCACUCGACCACGAUGUGUUCUCACUCACUCGACUACCGAUCAUCUCAUUCCGAACAACAAAGUAUCGGUGGAGAAUAUAAUUAAAGGUGACUUUGAAUCGUCGACAGACGUGAAUGUACUGAUGGACGAUAUCGCUUUUUUGAUUUUCACGAGUGGCUCGACAGGAACACCCAAAGUAGUACCCAUUAGCCAUCGAAACUUUGCCCACAUGGUGCAGUCGUACUGUCAACUACAAUUCCAUGACGAACACUAUACUAUAAUUCAAAUGGCUAGUUGUUCAUUCGAUGAACAUACCAACGAAUAUAUGGGUGGUUUGAUUUGCGGUGCCACAAUUGUACUCCUUCGACCACAUGGUAAUCUUGACACACUUUAUCUAUGUGAAACCAUUGAAAGAAACCAAGCCACUCGUAUUGAUUUUGUACCAACAACGGUAGCGAUUCUGGGCGAGUACUUAAAUAAACAAAUAGAAUUCGAUAAAUCUAACCAUCUUGCUACUGUAAAAAUGAUUACUGUGGGAGGUGAGCAACUUCAAGGAAAGGUUGUCAAGACGAUCUUCCGUCACUUACAACCUACGUGUGUUCUAGCAAAUAUAUAUGCUCCUGCUGAAAGUACUGUAUCGGCGUUAUACUACAAGAUUGAGUCUCACGAUACCGAUCUGCCAGAGAUUAUACCGAUAGGCCGAUGUCUACCUGGACGAAAAGUUCUUGUACUCGAUAAUUACGGUAAACAAGUGCUACCUGAUGGGCAAAACAUUGGGGAGAUUUUUCUCGGUGGUGUCGGUAUCUUCUCUGGUUAUCUUAAUGAUCCUCAAGCGAGUGAACGAGUACUUGUUCAAUUACCUAAUGUUGAUGGUGUGUUCUAUCGAACAGGUGAUCUGGCUAGAAUUACUUCAGAUGGACAAUUGGUAUUUGUCGGUCGCAAAGAUUUUCAAGUGAAGUUGAGAGGACAAAGAAUUGAAUUAGGUGAAAUAGAAACAGUCAUCAUGCGAUCAUCCUCUGACAUUACGAAUUGUGUUGUCAUCAAACUCGAUCAUGAUCAGAUCGAACAUCUAGUUGCCUAUGUUCAAACCGAAGUGCACUUCAACGUAAAUAUAUUGCGAGAUGAAUGCAUGAAACACUUGCCAUUGUAUAUGGUACCAUCGUUGUUUGUUCUCAUCGAUCAUUUUCCACUCAAUCCAAAUGGUAAAGUAGAUCGAAAAGCACUUCCUUCUCCUGACUUCACCCUUCUCGCGUCAUCUGGCUCGCUUAUGGGAGAAGGUGAAGAACCACGUAGCGAAAUGGAACAACAAGUCUCAUCGAUUUGGUCUCAAGUGUUACAUCUGGAAUCGACUCCUUCGAUCAACAUGAGUUUCUUCAAACUAGGUGGUAAUUCACUACUUCUGAUGAAGCUGCAUCAUACCUAUCAAACUCAGUUUCAUCAAUCGAUCAAUGUGAGCGAUUUGUUUCGUCGUGCCACUAUUCACGAUCACGCUCAGCUACUUGAAGUGUCUGAGAUCAAUACACAUCCCACAUGGCAUUCAUUGCAGGUUACAAAAGGACCUGCAUCAUUCGCUCAAACUCGUCUGUACUUGGACGAACGUGUUCGUUUUGGUAACACAACGGACAAGGUGGCCACCUACCACGUUCCUUUGAUCUAUGAAAUUGUGGAGAUACCUCUCUCAGUGAAAAAACUAAAGGGAGCACUAUGCGCAGUAAUGGAUAAGCACAAAGCACUGCGUACUCGAUUGGUAUUUGAUGAGACAAAAAGUAAGCUUGAUCAGCAGAUUGUGGAUCAAGUAGCUUUAGAAAUGGUGAUAACAUCAGUUGAUAAUGGGAAAGCUCUGGAAAAGAUUCUGUAUGAUGAAGAAACAAAUCCUGCUCUGUUUAGUGUAAGUGAAGGUCGAAUGUUUCGUUGUCAUGUUAUUCGACGAUCUGUGACAAUCGAUGAAGACCUUCUCAAUCCAUCGGAUAUCAUCAUAUUCAACUUUCAUCAUGCAGCAUUUGAUGGAACAUCUAUUGAUAUUUUCUUUCAUGAUUUGAAAGAAGCUUACUUUACUGGUAAUUCACUUUCGCCUAACUUAUUCAACUACGUAGACUAUUCGAUACAUGAAAAGGAAAUGAAUAUGGAUGAAGCCAGAUCAUAUUGGAAACAUCGUUUGAAUGAAUUCGCUAACACUCUAUUAUCAUUACCUUACGAUCGAUUUCCAAAGGAUAAGGACACACGCUCAGGUCGUGGUUUAACCGUCAGUUUAGAACUGUCUCGAGAGGUGAUUGAUGGAAUGAGAAUCUGUAUGUCGAAGCAGGACAUGACUCUAUUUCAAGUUGGCCUGGCUGCUUUUUAUAUAUUUCUAUUUAAACUCACUCAAGAGACUGAUCUAUGCGUGCUCACAAUAUCGGCCAAUCGUUUUCGAGCUGAAUUAAACGAUAUCAUUGGAUUCUUCUCCAAUACAUUACCACAACGGAUCAUCAUCGAUCCCAAUGUGACUGUUGUAGUUUUCUUCGACUAUAUAAAACAGAUGUGUCUCGAAUCGAUGCGCCAUGCCCAUUUUCCGUAUCAAGAAAUGGAUGAGCUGCCAGGUAUACAAACGUUAUUUCUCGCUGAACCUAUUCAUCAACCAUCGGAUAGUCCUGAUUUUCGAUUAAUUCCGCUAGCUGCUACACAAGACGAUUAUGUUGCUAAGUUUGAUUUGACUUGUUCCCUUGAUUACAAUUCUCGAGCACAUACUGUCAAACUUUCAUUGAACGCUUCCCUCGAUCUUUUCGAUGUUGAAACAGUUUCCACUAUGAUUCACCGUUUUGAGUGUCUUCUCUCUCAAAUCUUUACUUCUAUUUCGUCUCCUAUCUGUGAACUAUCUCUACUGCUUCCACACGAAGUCGAACUGCUGCGAAUGGUAAACACUGAUAAUAAGUUUCAAUAUCAAACGUAUUCCCUGUGUAUACACGAACAAUUUGCAUCCCGAGUCGACGAACAUCCACAGAAAUUGGCGGUCGUCCUUGAUGAUCAGUCUUUAACGUAUGCUGAGCUUUAUUCUCUUACCCAACUCGUAGCCUAUCAUCUGAUGAAUGUAUGUCACAUUCGACCGAAUGAUAUCGUACCCUUGUGUGUCGAACGAAGUCUGGAAAUGCCACUCGGCAUUCUAGCAAUUUUGAUGAGUGGCGCUAUUUAUUGUCCGCUCACGCCAAAUCAUCCUCAAAAACGUUUUCAAGCGAUUAUUAAUCAGACAAAUGCACGUUAUAUUCUGACACACGAUCCAACAGUGAACAAGUUCCAAUCGAUGACUAUCAAUCUUUCUUCUUUCGCACUCUACUAUGGAAGUGAUAUCAUCGAACAACCAUUCCACACACCUAUUUGUAGCGUCGAUCAAGUGGCUUACAUUAUUUUUACAUCUGGCUCAACAGGUGAGCCCAAAGGUGUUCAAUUGACCCAUCGAAACCUUUUGCUUACCGUCGCCUCCUAUGCUCACAGUGGUUCGCUAUUACCUACAGACACAGCCAUGCAAAUUACUCCAUGUUCAUUUGAUGCUCAUGUUCCCGAACUACUCGGAUGUCUAUUUAUGGGUGGUACAUCAAUUCUUCUGCAUCCAGAUGGAAACAUACAAUUAGAUUAUUUGACUCGUCUCGUUGAACGUCAUCAAGCGACUUACAUGCAUUCAGUGCCAUCUCACUUGACUGUUAUUUGUGAGCAACUUGAGCAGGAUAACGCAUUCGAACGUUUGCACACACUUCGCUCACUGUGUUCAUCAGGUGAACCAAUGAAUGUCCGAUCUUUGAAAAACUUUCGAGACAAUACUCGAGCUACGAUUUUUAAUUUAUAUGGACCGGCUGAAUGUACUGAUAUAAGUAUUUACAAGAUCACUCAAGAUAUCAAACAAGUGAUUGAGCCCACAUGCAUUGGUCCACUAUCGCCCAACCUUAAGUGUCGUAUUUUAGAUCAAUAUAUGCAAACAAUUUUGCCUGAUGGUCAUCAAAUUGGUGAAUUAUGUGUCAGUGGACCAAGUGUCUUUCCUGGAUAUCUCAAUCGAGAUGAUUUGACACAGCGCGUUCUUGUCACUGGACUCUCAGAACAAAAGGAAAAAUAUUACAAGACAGGCGAUCUUGUUAGACUUAACACAAACGGCUUCCUUCAUUAUGUAGGUCGACGAGAUUUCAUGGUCAAAUUAAGAGGACAACGUAUCGAGUUGGCUGAAAUCGAACAGACCCUAUCUGAUGCAUCUCCAAAUGUGAGCAAAUGUGUUGUUAUCAAGCAUGAGAAUUCGAACAAAGGACACGAGUAUUUAGCAGCCUUUGUUCAAACAACAGACAAGAGUAUUGAGCACAUACUUCAACAGAAAUGCCAAGAAAGAUUAGCACCCUACAUGGUUCCGUCAGUCUUUAUCCUACUCGAUAAGCUACCUUUGUCCGAAAAUGGGAAAAUCGAUCGAGCGCGUCUUCCCAAUCCCGAUACUAUAAUUGCACAGGCUAUUGAUCAACGUGAUAAGGAACCCAUGACUGAAAUAGAACGACGCAUAUCUGUCCUGUGGUGCGAUAUUCUUCGACUCGACACAAUACCUUCAACCAGUUUUAGUCUCUUCAAGUUGGGUGGUAAUUCUCUUCUUCUCAUAAAACUCUAUUAUUCUUAUCAAAAAGUGAUUCAAUUCGACACGAACUCUCUCUUAAUUAGUCAAUUCUUUCGUAAACCAACUAUUGUUGAUCAUGCUAAAUUGCUCGAAGCCCAUCAAAUCACUACAGAACUACAAUGGGAAUCGUUCCAUAUGACAAAAGGUCCUGCAUCAUUCGCUCAAACUCGUCUGUACUUGGACGAACGUGUUCGUUUCACUGGUGCUACUAACGCUGUAGCCACCUAUCACAUUCCUUUGAUCUAUGAAAUUGUGGAGAUGCCUCUGUCACUCAGCAGAUUAAAACGAGCUCUCCAUGCGAUCAUUCACAAACACAAGACACUUCGCACCCGACUCGUAUAUGAUGAAAGCGAGGGUGUUCUUCAACAAGAGAUUCUUCCAUCCGUACCACUGGAAGUACACUUAACAUCAGUUGAUAAUGGGAAAGCUCUGGAAAAGAUUCUUUAUGAUGAAGAAACAAAUCCUGUUCUAUUUAGUGUAAGUGAAGGUCGUGUUUUUCGAUGUCACGCCAUUCGACGAUGUUUGGCAAUUGAUGAAGACCUUCUCAGUCCAUCGGAUAUCGUCAUAUUCAACUUUCAUCAUGCAGCAUUUGAUGGAACAUCUAUUGAUAUUUUCUUUGACGAUUUGAAGAAAGCUUAUUCGACCGAUGAAUCUCUUUCGCCAUGUAGUUUCGAUUACAUUGACUACUCUGUGCAUGAGAAGGAAGUAAACAUGGAUGCAGCAAGAGUUUAUUGGAAACAACAUUUGAAUGGCUUCACCAAACCUCAUCUUCAGUUACCCUACGAUCACCGCCCAGACGAGAGCAACAUUCGAUCAGGUCGUGGUUCGACUGCAAUUUUUGAACUCUCUCCACAUAUUGUUGAUGACAUGCUGAAUUAUCUGACUAACUGUGAAACGACUCUUUUUCAGUUUGGUCUAGCCGCUUUCUACGCAUUUUUGUUUAAACUAACUCAAGAAACGGACUUAUGUAUUCUCACAGUGUCAGCAAAUCGAAAUCGAGCCGAACUAGAGAAUAUGAUUGGUUUUUUUGUCAACACGAUACCACAACGGCUUGCUAUCGAACCGCAGAAGAACUUUGGAUUCCUUAUUGAAUGCGUAAAAGAACUCGUUGUUGCUACAAUGCCUCAUGCACAUUUGCCCUAUCAAGAUAUUGUUGCAGGUACGACUACUACAGCUUUACAGGUAUUAUUUGUUGUUGAAACUCACCAUCACGAUCGAGUUACAUUAAGCUCCGACAUAAUUCUACGUCCGUUGGUAACUACGACUACUGAUCCACAAAGUGUAGCUAAAUUUGAUCUUACAUGUUCACUUCAUUAUGACGUAUCAGCACGUUCCAUCCAAGUGUCAUUCGACGCCGCAAGCGAUCUAUUUGAACCAGCGACAGUUGAGCUUAUGGCUCGUCGUUUUCAUUCACUAUUGAACCACAUACUUUCCUCGCCUACUUCGAAUGAAAUCUGUGAACUGUCACUAUUCUUGCCACAUGAGAUCGAAUUACUACAAAAUUUGAACAUUAGUGAACAAAUCAUACUCUCGUCGAAUAUUCGAACCAUCCAACAGAAGUUUGUACAUCAAACUUGCGAGCACCCACAGAAGUUAGCAGUGAUUCUCGACGAGCAAUCGUUAACCUAUGCUGAACUAUUCCAUUCAUCACUACUAGUAGCUCACCAUCUCCAUGACCUAGUUCAGGUACAAUCAGGUGACAUUAUUGGUCAAUGUGUCGAGCGCUCCAUUGAAAUGAUCAUUGGCAUAUUGUCGAUUCUUAUGAGUGAUGCUUCGUAUUGUCCUCUGCCGGCAGAUCAGCCAUCAGCACGACUUCGAGCAUUGAUAGAACAAGUACAAGCUAAGUGUGUCCUUACUCACAGUCGAACGAACACACUGAUAUCAUCAAAUAUGGUUGAUAUUGAACAAGUUCUUUCGUCGUCGUGGAAUAAAAUCAUUCUCAUUGAUAUUAAAUCAUAUUCGGUAGAACGAAUAGCUUACUUAGUUUUUACGAGUGGUUCGACCGGUAAACCGAAAGUGGUUCCAAUCACUCACAAAAACUUUGCCGUAUGUAUCAAUGCACUAGCUCAUUCCACGAUCAUGAUGCACGAUGAUGUUGUGCUCCAAACAACACUACCCACAUUCGACAUUCACAUGCAAGAAAUUCUCGGUACAUUAUGGUUAGGAGGAACACUUGUUUUGCUUCGCCAAAACGGCAAUCUUGACAUGCAUUAUUUCACAUCUAUUCUCCAACGAUAUCAGAUAACACUUCUAAUCAUGGUUCCAACUCUUAUAUCCAGUUUGACUCAGUAUCUCCAAAAUUCUAUGUCUCAACAACAUGCAUUGACGAGCAUACGACGAUUAUGUUCAUUAGGUGAGGCUCUUUUACCACAAAUAGCUUCUGCGAUUUGCACGCUGCUGGAUCCGACUGCUCAACUUUAUAAUUUGUAUGGACCUGCCGAAUGUACUCUCAUCUCCACUUUUCACCUACUUACACAAGAUGAUCUAAAAGCGAAUAACGUACCUAUUGGUCGUCCACUUCCUAGCUAUAAAUGUAAAGUCCUUGAUACUUACUCUCAACCUGUUCUUCUUGAACACCAAAUUGGAGAAUUGCUCAUCGGUGGUGAAGCUGUAUUUGGCGGAUAUUUAAACCAACCUGAUAUAUCUCAUGGACCAGGCAUAUUCUACAGAACUGGUGAUCUGGUCCGCAUCGAUGGUAAAUCAGGUGUUUUACAUUAUGUUGGUCGCAAAGAUUUUCAAGUGAAGUUGAGAGGACAACGAAUUGAAUUAGGCGAAAUAGAAACAGUCAUCAUGCGAUCAUCCUCUGACAUUACGAAUUGUGUUGUCAUCAAACUCGAUCAUGAUCAGAUCGAACAUCUAGUUGCCUAUGUUCAAACCGAAGUGCACUUCAACGUAAAUAUAUUGCGAGAUGAAUGCAUGAAACACUUGCCAUUGUAUAUGGUACCAUCGUUGUUUGUUCUCAUCGAUCAUUUUCCACUCAAUCCAAAUGGUAAAGUAGAUCGAAAAGCACUUCCUUCUCCUGACUUUACCCUUCUCGUGUCAUCUGGCUCGCUUAUGGGAGAAGGUGAAGAACCAUGUAGCGAAAUGGAACAACAAGUCUCAUCGAUUUGGUCUCAAGUGUUACAUCUGGAAUCGACUCCUUCCAUCAACAUGAGUUUCUUCAAACUAGGUGGUAAUUCACUACUUCUGAUGAAGCUGCAUCAUAUCUAUCAAACUCAGUUUCAUCAAUCGAUCAAUGUGAGCGAUUUGUUUCGUCGUGCCACUAUUCGCGAUCACGCUCAGCUACUUCAAGUGUCUGAGAUCAGUACACAUCCUUCGUGGUAUUCGUUUAACAUUACCAAAGGACCUGCAUCAUUCGCUCAAACUCGUCUGUACUUGGACGAACGUGUUCGUUUCACUGGUGCUACUAACGCUGUAGCCACCUACCACGUUCCUUUGAUCUAUGAAAUUGUGGAGAUGCCUCUGUCACUCAACAGAUUAAAACGAGCUCUCCAUGCAAUCAUUCACAAACACAAGACACUUCGCACACGACUCGUGUAUGAUGAAAACGAGGGUGUUCUUCAACAAGAGAUUCUUCCAUCCGUACCACUGGAAGUACACUUAACAUCAGUUGCUAAUGGGAAAGCUCUGGAAAAGAUUUUGUAUGAUGAAGAAACAAAUCCUGCUCUGUUUAGUGUGAGUGAAGGUCGUGUUUUUCGAUGUCAUGUUAUUCGACGAUCUGUGACAAUCGAUGAAGACCUUCUCAAUCCAUCGGAUAUCGUCAUAUUCAACUUUCAUCAUGCAGCAUUUGAUGGAGUAUCAGUUGACUUAUUCUUCCACGAUCUAAGAACAGCAUACACAAAUGAUACUUCUCUUCAACAUUGUGAAUUUGAUUAUAUUGAUUAUUCUGUACAUGAGAAAGAGAUAAAUAUGGAUGACGCAACCAUCUUCUGGAAACAACACUUGAAUGGACUUACUAACAUUCUUCUACCAUUACCAUACGAUCGAUUUCCAACUGAUAACAUAACUCGAUCAGGUCUGGGUAUUACUUUCGAGUUCCAACUCACCCAACAUCUGACUGAUCGAAUCCUUACCUUGUUGACUGACUACGAAGUCACUCUUUUCCAACUUGGACUUGCAAUAUUUUAUGUUUUCUUAUUCCAACUAACUCAACACGAAGAUUUAUGUAUUCUGACAACAACAGCCAACCGAUAUCGAGCUCAACUCGAACAUAUUAUCGGUGUGUUUGUCAACACAUUACCAAAUCGACUCAUCAUCGAACCACAUUCAACUUUUCUCUCUCAUUUACAAUGUGUCAAAGAUCUUACUCUUUGCACCAUUCCACAUGCUCAUCUACCCUUUCAGAAUAUCACUUCAAAAACUGGUAUUAGUAUUUUUCAAACUCUGUUUGAUGUCGAAAUUCAACAAGACAAUGAAAUUUCUCUUGAUUCAAAUAUACAUUUACAUCCAUUCAUCUCAGCGAUGACUACUGAUGCUCAACGCGUAGCUAAGUUCGAUCUGUCAUGUUCUCUUCAUCAUAAUGUUCAAACAAGAUCGAUCAUCGUCACUCUCAAUGGUUCAAGUGAUCUCUUUGAAAUUAGUACAAUUGAGUUAAUGGCUCAUCGAUAUGAGUGUCUUCUCGAGCAACUGUUAUUUUCAUCGACCACCAAAUCAAUCUCUGAAUAUUCACUACUUCUUCCUCAUGAACACGAACUACUAUAUCACUUGAAUAAUGAUCAACAGCUUCUUCUUCCUUCGACUCUUCUGCCGAUCCACGAACAAUUCGCAUGUCGAGUUGUGCAACAUCCACAGAAGUUGGCAGUGAUUCUGGAUGAUCAAUCACUGACCUAUGCUGAGUUAUUCCAUUCGUCACAGCUUCUGGCUCGUCAUCUCAUCGACCACUGUCAAGUAGAACNUUAUCUCAAUGAUCCCCAAGCGAGUGAACGAGUACUUAUUCGAUUACCUAACACUGAUGAUGUGUUCUACCGAACAGGUGAUCUUGCCAGACUGACUUUAGAUGGACAAUUAGGAUUUGUUGGUCGCAAAGAUUUUCAAGUGAAGUUGAGAGGACAACGCAUUGAAUUAGGUGAAAUAGAGACUGUCAUCAUGCGGUCAUCCACUGACAUUACUAAUUGUGUUGUCAUCAAGAUCACUCACGAGAACCUAGAACAUAUUGUAGCCUAUGUUGAAACAAAAACCCAUCUGAACACUAAUAUAUUGCGUGAUGAAUGCUCGAAACAUCUACCGUUGUACAUGGUACCGUCGUUAUUUCUUCUAAUGAAUCAGUUUCCAUUGAAUCUUAAUGGAAAAUUAGAUAGAAAGGCAUUGCCAUGUCCUGACUUUUCACUCCUAUCUUCGGACAUAACAAAAUCAGACGAACAGCAUCGAAGCGACUUGGAGCGACAUAUAGCAUCAAUUUGGUGUCGAGUGCUCGGUCUGAAACACAUUCCUACGAUCAAUAUCAGUUUUUUUAAACUUGGUGGCCAUUCGCUUCUUCUCAUGAAACUUCAUCAUAACUAUCAAACCCAAUUUCGACAAUCAAUCGACAUUAGUUUACUUUUUCGUGCUACAACGAUUGCUGAUCAUGCUCGUCUGAUCGAAGAACGUCAAGUCCUUCUUCAUUUACCAUGGGUUCCACUCAAUAUCGCCGAAGGUCCUGCUUCAUAUGUUCAAACGAGUAUCUGGUUGGCUGAGCAUACUCGUUUCAUAGAUUGGCCGCAACUCGCACCCGUCUUUAAUAUGAAUAUGAUAUUUCAAAUUGAUGCUGGUCAUUUGUCGAUUGAUCGGUGUCUUCAGGCGCUAAAUUCCGUGGUCAGUAAACAUUGGAUCUUUCGUACUCGACUCAUGUUCGAUGUCAAACAUGGUAUAUUGCGUCAGUCGAUUCAUAAUGCAAUAACUUAUCCUAUGCGUGUGACAACCGUCCAUGAUGAACAACAACAGAAGAAGAUAUUGCGCGAAGAAAUGUGGACACCAUUUGACACAGAAAAUAAUGGUGUUUUUCGCUGUCACUUUAUUCGUUAUGAUCACGGCGAUAACAAAGACAUAUUAUUAACUAAUGAUUUACUUCUAUUUAAUUUUCAUCAUGGUUCAUUCGAUGGACAAGCUAUAGACUUGUUCUUAGAUGAAUUGAAAUUGGCUUAUGCAGGUGAGGAACUACAAACACCUUGUCUUCAGUAUAUCGAUUAUUCUGUUCAUGAACGAACAUUACUGAUGUCAGAAGCAUGCACUUACUGGAAAGAACUUCUAUGUGAUUAUGCUUGGGAUCGUCAAUUAAAUCUGGGUAGUACUAAACAAUCGUUAUCAGCUCGUCGUACGGGUCAAGGCGAGCUGUUGAGUGUUGCCAUUCCAUUAGAAAUUGCGCGUUCAAUGGUUAUGUGUGCUGACGAGCUCAAUGUCACCUUAUUUCAAUUGGGUCUCACAUGUUACUAUCUCUUUCUGGCUCAACUUUCACCACAUAAUCGAGAUGCGUGUGUGGGAGUUAUUCAUCAGAAUCGAUAUCGUCCAGAACUUGUCUCGAUGAUCGGUAUGUUUGUUAAUAUUCUUCCAUGUCGUAUUGUCAAUGCUGAUCUUGAUAAACUCUCCUUCAUUGAACUCGUCUAUAAAGUACAAAAGACAUUUCUUACAAGUGUUCAACAUGCACACUUACCUUAUGAUAAACUGAUUGAUUUGCAUCGUGUACCAAGUUCUCACUUACAAUUUCCAUAUCUUCAAACAAUUUUCAGUGUUGAUACGACACUGAUUGAUUAUACAAAUAUGGAUGACAUCAUGUUCGGUGAUUCAUGUCGUAUUUCUACUUAUAAGAAGCCAAUAAAAGAUAUUGAGGUUGGUUACAAAUUCGAUUUGGAUGUCUCAUUUUCGUUCGACAAGCACGCUAUGACUAUUGAUUGUGUUUGGGGAUACAUGUCCGAUGUCUUUGAACGAGAAACGAUUGAACAACAUGCGAGUUCUUUGUUAAAAUUACUCACUCAGCUGUUUGGUUCAAAUCGUACAGAUCAGUUACACUUACCUUUGAAUGAGAUUAUCACACUGAACACAAACGAGAUAAAUGAGAAAAAUCAAGAAGUGAGUAUACCGUGUUCAAUACCUAUUAUCGAUACAUUACAACAGCAAACAGAGCUCGUGAAAUCCAUUCAAGUCGUUUUUUCUCGAAUUCUGGAUUGUACAACAGACGACAUCGACGUGAACAAAUCAUUUUUUGAACAAGGUGGUACCUCUCUCAAGGCUUUACAACUAAUAACUUUAUUGCAACAAGAAAUUUCUACUGAAAUCAAUACGCAUCUCUUCUUCGAUCAUUUAUCAGUCAUUCAACUCGCUCGUGCCAUCACCGAUCUACGGACUCACUCACUUCUUUCUCGUAAAGAAACUGUUUUUGGAUGUUAG
Molecule: messenger RNA, 16935 nt
Organism: Adineta ricciae
Lineage: Eukaryota; Metazoa; Rotifera; Eurotatoria; Adinetida; Adinetidae
Source: the annotation of a GenBank genome assembly